UCAUAGCAUGUUGAUAGAAAAGAGUGCUAUGAAUAAAGAAAUUUAAAUUAAAGAAUAAAUUCGAUAUUAAUUCAAUUAUCUAUAUGCUGAGGCUGUACAUAAAUUCUUAUGUUAAGAGCGCUCGUCGAGAUAUAAAAUUUUAGUCUACGGGUCUUACUUCUAUCACACUUUAAAAUGCAUCGAAUGCCGUUAGCUUUUUACUUGAUCUCAAUAAUCGCUCUUGGAUAUUCCAGGCCAACCGAGGAAGAUGACUUCGUGAGCUGUAUUGACGAAAGCAGCUCCUCUUCCGACGUCAGCGAAGCAGAUGCCUUGAAAAAGUUCCUGUACUGCUUCUACAAGAAGACUGACGUCAUCACCGGCGACGGCCACAUCAAGAUUGAUAACUUUCUGGAGAAGCUUCCAGAAAAUAUGCAUUCAGAGAAAGUGAGGGAGGUGCUGAAUAAAUGCAACAGUUUGAAAACCGCUAGCACGCCGGAGCAAACAGUCUUGAAUAUAUUCACGUGUAUCCAUGCCGUUUAAGAUUAUUAA
Molecule: messenger RNA, 528 nt
Organism: Plutella xylostella (diamondback moth)
Lineage: Eukaryota; Metazoa; Arthropoda; Insecta; Lepidoptera; Plutellidae
Molecular function (GO): odorant binding
Source: RefSeq, a predicted model, not a curated record